Python bivittatus (Burmese python) is the source of this 860-nucleotide messenger RNA. RefSeq names its product synuclein gamma (gene SNCG). Gene Ontology annotation, molecular function: cuprous ion binding. Gene Ontology annotation, cellular component: neuronal cell body; axon terminus; cytoplasm. The record is from RefSeq and is a predicted model, not a curated record. Gene Ontology annotation, biological process: synapse organization; synaptic vesicle endocytosis; chemical synaptic transmission. NCBI's taxonomy places the organism in Eukaryota, Metazoa, Chordata, Lepidosauria, Squamata, Pythonidae.
CAGAGAAGUCGGAGCAAGCCUGUCUCCAGGCGAGAGGGCUGCACAGAGCGGGCAGGCAAACCUUCCACCGGCUUUCAGCAAAACUGUUGCCGAGGCCAGCCAUCCAGCCAACAUGGAUGUCUUUAAAAAGGGCUUCUCCAUUGCUAAGGAGGGAGUGGUGGCCGCAGCUGAGAAGACCAAGCAGGGAGUCACCGAAGCAGCUGAGAAGACCAAAGAAGGGGUGAUGUAUGUAGGAACAAAAACCAAAGAGGGAGUGGUGCAAAGUGUAUCUUCAGUUGCUGAAAAGACCAAAGAACAGGCCAAUGUUGUGGGAGAAAGUGUGGUGGCCAGUGUGAACACAGUGGCAAAGCAGACAGUGGAAGGAGCAGAGACCAUUGUAACCACCAGUGGACUUGUCAAAAGGGAGGAUUUAGAGCAUCCGGCGCAGCUUGAAGACCAGCCUGCUGGGGCUGGGGAAGGUGACACCCCAGUGGAAGCCACAGAGGGUAAAGGAAAUUAACCUUCUCCAGGUCUUCUCCUACAGUAUGAAACGUGAGAAUCCCAGGAGUAAAUGCAGACCUGUUAGAGGACACUAGAGCAGGGAAAUCUCUCAUAGUCCUACGCUAACUUCAUUCAGCACGACAGGCUUUCCUUUGCCUCAUUCUAACCUAUCCUAGCUGGGUGGCAAACUGCUGAUUGUACGUUUUAGGGCCACUGUACGUGUCUCCUUUGUGGCUUCCUUCCUUACCCAUCUCUGAGCCUUCCAAGAGUGCGGCUUGAUAGCCAUUUCACACCGUCAUGGUUGGAAUCACUGAUUGAUGUAUUUUUGCUCAUUAGUAUCAGCACUUUAUUUCCUUAGAAAGGGUGGACCUUUUUUUUUU